AUGGAAAAGGAACCCGAGUUUGCAGAGACCAAGUUCAUUUCUUCCCAGCCAGAGGAGCAGAUCCACAUGCUUGAAGAGAAGGAGCAGGAAGAAGAGAAGGAAGAACUACAGCAUAUGGAAGGCGUAGCUAAACAUAAGGAGAAACUAGCUGAGACUCUGAAGCAAGAGCAGAUGCAACUGCUCAAGAGGAUGAAAGGAAGCACAAUGGACCAGAAACUAAAGCUCCUUAUUGAACAAGCAGAGAGAUAUACACACUCAAUGCUGGCUGAUAAGUAUGAGGACGCUAAACAGACGCCUAGUAAGAAGGGAAAACGAGGAAAAAGAGGUAAAAAGGAGAGUAAGAGAAAAACCCAUUUGCAAGAUGAUAGCGAUCCUGACAAUCAAUAUGUCCUUACUAGGCUCAUUGCACAGCCAUCCAAGCUUAGAGGUAAGCUAAGAUCUUACCAAAUGGACGGACUCAACUGGAUGAUCAAUUUGUAUGAGAAAGGAUUAAGCGGAAUUUUGGCGGAUGAAAUGGGUCUAGGGAAAACAAUCCAAACAAUAUCUUUGAUUGCAUACCUCAGUCAGUACAAGAAGCUUGACAGAUAUUACCUAGUAAUCGUCCCUAAGUCUUGUAUACCCAAUUGGAUCAAAGAGUUCAAGAAAUGGAUACCUGAGAUGAGAGUUGUCAAUCUAAUCGCGAGAAAAGAAGAAAGAGAAGAGAUUUUAAGAACUAAAUUACUUCCCGAUAAAUUCGAUAUUUGAGUGACAACUUAUGAAGGAGCGAGAAUUUGAGGAACAAAUUUGAAAAAGUUUGCCUGGCAAUAUCUUGUCGUAGACGAGGCUCAUAAACUGAAAAAUGAAUCCUCUGUUCUUUCUAAAAUGUUGAGGAAGAUAUCCUCAAAAUACCGCCUAUUGCUGACAGGAACUCCACUGCAAAAUAAUUUGCAAGAAUUAUGGGCUUUACUAAACUUCUUAGUCCCUGAAAUGUUCAGUUCUGCUGAUGAGUUCCAGUCCUUCUUCGAUCUCAGCCGUAAAGGAACUGAGAAAGAGACCGAAGAGAAGAACAAGAAGGUCAUCGAGAAGCUCCAUAAAAUCCUGAGACCAUUCAUGUUGAGAAGGAUUAAAAAGGAAGCUGAAAAAGAAUUGCCUCCAAAGACUGAGAUGCAUAUAAAGGUUGGUCUGACUGAAAGUCAGAAGAAAAUCUACAGGAACUUGCUGACAAAGUCUGCUAUUGACAAUGGCAGCACCUUCUCAUUUUACCGGAAUUUAGUCAUGCAACUUAGAAAAGCCUGCAACCAUCCAUAUCUAUUCGAAGGUAUUGAGGAGGAGGGACUCGAUGACUUUGGAGAGCACAUUAUCAAUGUCAGUGGCAAGAUGAAGGUUCUUGAUAAAUUGAUGGAGAAAUCAGUAGAAGAAGAGAACCAAGUCCUUGUCUUCUCCACUUUCACUAGCAUGUUGGAUAUUUUGGAGGAUUACUGUGCCUUUAGGUCCUAUGAAUACUGCAGACUUGAUGGAUCUACAGAACUUGAUGAUAGAGAAGAGCAGAUCGAUGAGUUUACUAAGGAAAACUCUACUAAGAAGGUAUUCCUCAUCUCAACCAGAGCUGGAGGACUUGGAAUCAACCUAAUGACUGCCAAUAUUGUUGUACUGUAUGACUCAGACUGGAACCCUCAGAUAGAUCUCCAGGCUAUGGAUAGAGCUCACAGAAUUGGCCAGAAAAAGCCAGUUUCAGUAUUCAGAUUUAUCACUGAAAAUACCAUUGAGGAGAAGAUGGUAGAAAAGCAAGCUCUCAAGCUGAAGCUUGAUAGUGUGAUUAUCCAAAAAGGAAGAGCAGCUACAAAAGGCCAAGGUUUCUCUAAAGAGGAACUCAAGGAUGUAGUCAACUACGGAGCUGACGAGAUCUUCCAAGUCGGAGACUCCUGCACUAAUGAAGACAUUGAAAAACUUAUCCAAAAAGGACUUGAUAAUGCAAAUGAACUUCAAAAUAAAGUAGAAGAUAAAAUUGACGAGAACAAAUUUGACAUGGUCAAUUUUGAAAUGAAGCCGAGCCACUACUUCGAUUUCGAGGACGAAGACUACAGAGAAAAGAGAAGAGAAGAACAAAAGAAGGUCAUUCAGGACAACGUUGUAAAAAUGUUAGAUGAUCAAGUCAAAGUUGGUAGAAGAGACAAACACAAGGCUAACAAGAACCUCAACGAGUCUUUGAUGUUUCCCAACCUAAACAUCGUUGGUCAAGGUACCAAGAAAAAGAAGAUCUCUGUCCAAGAUUACAGAUUCUACUCAAAACCGAAAAGACUCAGAGAACUUCUAGAAAAAGAGCAGGAAGGAAAGUUCGAGCCAAAACACAGGUUGACUGAAGAAGAGCAAAAUGAGAAGAAAGAAAUCUUUGAGACUGGUUUCAAUGAGUGGGAUAGAAAGGAAUACUUCAGAUAUGUCCAAGCCCUCGAAAUGUUUGCACCAGAUGACUACAACGCUAUCGCAGAGUACCUUCAGUCUAAGACUGCUGAACAAGUCGAGAAGUAUUCAGGUCCAUUCUUCAAAAGAAUGGAAGAACUCAGCGAUGCUAAGAGAGUAAAAGUCAUUCUUGAGAAAACCUCCAAGCUCCUUGAGUUCAAAAGCAGAGCUCCAGACUUGAUCGCAAGGAAAGUGAGUGCCUACGAAGACCCUAUCGAAGAGAUGGUGAUCUACCCUACACAGAAGUCAAAAUUCUUCUCUAAAGAAUCAGAUGUGAUCUUGCUCUGCCUCACUCAUAAGUUCAAGUAUGGAAAUUGGGGGAAGAUCAAGAAAGCUCUAAGACAGGAGACUAAGUGAAGAUUUGACCAUCUCCUCCUCUCUAGAACUGAAAAAGAGCUCCAAAGAAGAGUUGAUAUCCUAGUUAAAGGCCUAGAAAAGGAGAAUCUCAAGCAAGCUAAAAAUAAGAAAAAUGACCCAGAUGAAGAUAUGGAGAUCGAAGCUUUGAAAGAACUUGAAGAUCAUGGAGAGAACAGUCGAGACCCAGAAGAGUCCAAAGAAGAAUGUAUUGAUACAAAGCCCAAGAAAAAGAGAGAGAUCAAGGAAGAACAGAUCCAGAAAGAACUAGCUGAAAUGAAAGUGUCUACUAUGCCAUAA
Molecule: messenger RNA, 3090 nt
Organism: Moneuplotes crassus
Lineage: Eukaryota; Ciliophora; Spirotrichea; Euplotida; Euplotidae
Source: the annotation of a GenBank genome assembly